Peniophora sp. CBMAI 1063 is the source of this 1575-nucleotide messenger RNA. The record is from the annotation of a GenBank genome assembly. Lineage: Eukaryota; Fungi; Basidiomycota; Agaricomycetes; Russulales; Peniophoraceae.
AUGCCCGCCAGAGAUCUAACGACCAAAGGGAGGCGCCGGACUACGCUCAGAAGAUGCAAGCGCGCGGCCGGCUUCAUUCGACUCUGUGUUCUCCCGCGUCCGGAGUUCACGAUACCGCGCUCCCGCUCCCCCGACAGGCCGCAACCGUUCAUCACUUCCAAGUGGUCAAGCCAGUCUGCACUGAACGGCGCUCUAGCAUCCUCGGUCUCGCACAGAUCUCUCAAUAGUCAUCAUUCUCGUGCGCGCGGGAGACAUUCGCCACCUAUCGAGACGAGCGAUUCAACGUCCCGGCAAUUUCUGUCUCCACACUAUGCAUUGGGCAGAUCGGAAUUGGAGCGACGCUCCUUCCCGCGUUAUGGAGAACUCGGACCCAGCUCUGAUCCUGGACAUGGCAACUCGCCUCCACUUGGUCAAGAUAGCGAGGCCGGAUCCGAUAGAGCUCGCGUCAGAACACUGUCAGAACCCACCAAACUGCCUGAAGACUCUGCUAGAGCAGCAGUUAAGCUCCGCUCAGUUUCACAACCAGUACCACCAUUCGUCCCUAGGUUAUCCUCUGAGGCUCUGAACGUUCCUUUGGCGGCGAAGCUGCUUACACCCAUCAUGGAGGAUGCGCCAACCCUGCAUGCGAAUGCGCUCUUGUAUCCCUCGCUCAGCUCUAGCCUGGAUGUCAUGCACGAAGGGCCGUCAGGGCAUGCUGUACAACCAACGGAUACCGCUGCCGGAUCGCCAGACGAUGAGGAUGCGUUGAACGACGAUCUGUCUGCUGUGCUUCCUUCCGUGAUACUGACUGCGGCGACGCCCUUCGAAAGCGGAUCAGAGCAACCUGUACUGGUGUUCACUCCGCCGACCACUCCCCAAAAACGAAGAGUGUCUACUGCGAGUACCGAAACAUAUGCUGCUCACAUUCGGCGCUCAGAUUCUACGGUAUACCAUGACUGCGAGUCGAUACAUUCUGGGCAUGAUUCACCCCGUAUCGAUAUGUCAUCGGAAGACGGUUUCAGAGGACGACGCCGAUCUUCAUCUCUAUCUGAACGUCAUCACCACCCGCCGUCUGUAACUGGUGGACCGUCUCGUCGCCCUUCCGUAGUCGCUUCCCAACAUACCCGCAGAAGUGUUUCCAGAGAGCGCUCUAAAUGUGUUUCUCCCAGUGCUCGCCGAACGCGCUCGGGUGAUCAGCCGCUCAAUCGUCGCUCUUCAUACGACUCCGCUCUCAGCUUCAGCGACAGCGUCGCUCUGACACUGGCUUACCUCAACGGACAGACCCCGCAAGACACCAACCCUGCACCCCUCAGCCGUCAAUCCUCGCGCGCAGGCGGUCUGAGGAUUGCCACGGACAUCUCUCCAAGGCUUUCAGGCGGUCCUAUCACUGAGUUCAGUCCCACAGAGACCGCUGUCGGCACACCUCAGUUCAAGGGAAAAGGCUCUGACCGACGCGGAUCAUGGGCGGAUAAACUGGCCAACAAGCUUGCAUACUUGGUUCGCUCACCGACUCGGACACGCUCACUCCGCCUUAGUAGAGGUUCUCGUUUGUCCGCGCCUAUAGAGACGCCCGUCCCUAUCCCUGGCUCCGCGUAA